AUGGAUGGCAGGAUUCUAGGGAAGAGGCAGAACAUUUUUCUUCUUUUGGUUUUGUUGGGAAGAAUAUCUGGGGGAAAAACACUGUCACUUAAUGGCUUGCCUGCUACAGGCAAUGUGACAGAAAAUUCUUCAGCUUAUGUUUUGGUUCAUACGUUUAGUGUUACUUUAUCACCAUCACCUUCUGAAGUGGCUUCAGGAUAUCCUUUAAUAAUAAACUCAAAUCCACUUACGAAAGCUUUUCGGAUUGAUCCUGGAGCUACACAUACUUACCAGGUUGUUACCACUGGAGAUCCUGUUCUAGAUUAUGAAACUAUGCCAAACAGCUUUGAUUUGCAGAUUUAUGUCAGUGAUACAGCUGGGGCAAGUGACCUUCAAAUACUUACUGUCCAAAUAACAGAUGUUAAUGAACCUCCUGUGUUUCGUGGCAAUUUGGCAAACCAAACUGUAAUGAUCUAUAUCUUGGAGGGAAAUAGAACACCUCCUGGAGUUAUUUACCAGAUUGAUGCAUCUGAUCCUGAACAGUCACAACUCACAUAUUCAUGUACCCCUGUGUCACAGCCAUUCAUGGUCUCUCAAACUGGAACCAUUUCUUCCACAAAAGAAUUUGAUUUUGAGAGAGAUCCACAUCUUUAUUUGUUAAACAUAACAGUGACAGACCGCCUAGGGCUGAGCACCACCAGGGCAGUGAUAGUCAACAUCAUUAACACCAAUGACGAAACACCUUACUUUACCACGAAAGAGAGAGUCUACAGGAUUCCAGAGGAAAACAGCCCAGGAACUGUUGUUGCCAAUAUAACAGCUAAAGAUCCAGAUGAUGAUGAAGGGAUUAUCAGCAGACUUGUCUACAGCAUCAGUCCACCUAAUACGCAUUUUGCCAUAAAUCCAUUCACUGGUGUGAUUUACGUGGCUAUGCGAAUAGAUCGAGAUGCUGCUCCCCUGCGUCUACAUCCUAACAUCUCGUUGGUCAUUCGUGUGGAGGACAGUCCCAGUGGUGGGCAAACGAAUGAAACAGAGAUAACCGUCAUUAUUGAGGAUCUUAAUGACAACCCACCAGAAUGUAGCUUGUACAACUUCAGACUUGAGGUAUCUGAAACAGCCACCACUGGGACACUCUUCCUUGACCUACGAGAUCACUGCCAGGAUAUAGAUGUUGAACCACCAAAUAAUGAAUUUAACUUCACUGGACUGUCCGGACUUGGAAGUAACAAAUUUACACUGAAUCCAUCUGGCUCUGGAAAAAUUGUGUUGAUUGGAGGUCUGGAUUUCGAAAAUCCAGAUAAUCUAGCAGUUGAGGAAUAUACUUUGACAGCUGUGGUGCAAGAUAUUGCCCAGCCUUACUAUACUAAUAAUAUCUACAUUUACAUCAAAAUAAUUCCAGUGAAUGAAUUCUUCCCAGGCUUCAAUAACCCAUCAUAUGUAUUCAAUGUUUCAGAAAUUACCCGAGCUGGAUCCAGCAUUGGAAAAGUGAGUGCAACAGACAAGGAUUUACCGUUUACUGGAAUCACAUAUUCCAUUGUAGCUGGAGGAGGUACCCUUUCUUACACAAAUAUAUUUUGGAUCGACCCAAAUGAAGGAAAUCUGGAGAUUAUAGCUACACUAGACUAUGAAACAACACAGAAGUACAUUCUCACAGUGCAAGCUUCUGACGCAGAGAAGCUUGCUACAGUGUCCGUAACCAUCAAUGUUCUUGAAGUAAAUGAUGAAAAACCAGUUUGUUCAGCCAAUACCUAUUCAUUGGCAAUCCCGGUAGACCUAGCUGUUGGGACCAACAUUGAGGGUAUCAGGAUAGAGUGUGUUGAUCGCGAUUCUAGUCCCAGAUCUUUCCGGUACUUCAUUAAUUCAGGUAACGUGAAUAAUCAUUUCACUUUUUCACCAAGUGCUGGCUCCAACAUCUCUCAGUUGAUUCUUGCAUCUAGAUUUGACUAUGACAGUGGUUUGGAUAGAAUCUGGGACUACAGACUGCGCGUCUAUAUAACAGAUGACAAUUUGCUGUCAAGUUCAAACAGAGCUACAGCCCUCAUCGAAACUGGGACAGUGACAUUAAGCAUCAAAGUUAUCCCAAACCCAACUACUACCAUCACUACUACACCUGCCAUUACACUUCUGAUCAGAACAGAAAAUAUUUAUUCUGAAUCAGCUUGGUAUGUGCCGUUCCUCAUUUCUGUUGGCAGCAUGCUACUGCUUGGACUGCUUGGAUACCUAUCCUUUCUGCUGGCAAAAUAUAUCCGUACCUACUGUCCACCAAAACCCAAAGCAAAUAAAAGAGCACUGAAAACCACACCAGAAAAGAAGAAAGUUAAGAAAGAAGAGGUUUGGGAAAUGACCAGGAUAAACACCGUCUUUGAUGGAGAAGCCACAGAUCCAGUCACUGGCAAAAUGUAUGAAUACAAUUCAAAAUCUGGGGCCCGAAGAUGGAAAGAUACGAAGGAGCCAGUUCAACCAGGAAUAAAGGAUCCAGUUGCACAGGAAAUGACCAAGAUAAACACUGUCUUUAAUGGAGAAGCCAGAGACCCAGUCACUGGCAAAAUGUAUGAAUACAAUUCAAAAUCUGGGGCCCGAAGAUGGAAAGAUACGAAGGAGCCAGUUCAACCAGGAAUAAAGGAUCCGGUUGCACAGGUAAUUUCAAGUGCCCCAGCAAACAGCAGUGAAGGGAAAAACAGAAUGGGGACUCCGAGCAAGCAAGAAGCUGGCCCAAAUGGCAGAGAGCUGGCAGCAAAGAAUAACAUGGCAACAAAGCCCUCAGAAGGGAAGGCAGAAACUUCUAGCCAGGAUAGCCUGAAAUUACAGAAGCUAAAAGAUGGAGCUGGGAGUAGGGGGUCAUCCUCACCCGGCAGGUCGCCAGUCCCCUCUCCCAAAAUAUACCCUCUGUUACAGCCAAAACCAGCCUUAAAGAAUGCAGUGUGAAGCUUUUGGGAACCAUCCCAACUGUGUGCUCCAUGGGAAAACCUUCACUGCGGCAUUACAACAUUAACAGAUUCCACAGACAAGAGGGGCUUGUGCUUCUUACUCAACACCUUUCUUAGUGUGAGGGACGUGGUAAAUGGACAGUACCAUGUAAAUUGCACCCAAACGUAGGGCCAGGUUGUCCCUGCACCUGCGUAGGUGCAUGAACUUGGGGGAAGAGGAAAGGGUACAAUGAGCUUCCCCAUUCCCCUAUGUGUCACUCCACAUAGGCCCAAACCAUAAAUGCAUUCCUCAUGCUCCCCACACCACAAAGACUGUUGGCUAAUGCAGUUGGAAGCAUGAAUUACCCUAAAAAGGGUGGGCAGGAGGUGAGGCCACGGCCACAGAAGGGAUACAUACUACACAUCCUUAGGACAUGUAGCAGCUGACACUGUGUGUGUGUGUGUGUGUGCACGCGCACGCGUGUGUGUAACCCACACACAUCCUGGGUGUGGUGUUCUCUCCCAUCUAGUGACACCAAGACCACUUAGAGAGAGAUUAAUGAUCUAAAAAUGCCAGAAAAAGCCCAAAAUGAAGCUGAUUUUAUAUAUACACACACACACACACACACACAAAACGCAAACAAACAAUGCUAGGAAACUGAACAAGUUUGCUUCAUUGUCCAAACUGAGUGAGCGGCUAAAAGAAAAUAAUCAUCAUAAAGAAAGAAAUGUAAGUUUAAAAAGUCUAGUAUUUUGUUGGUAACAGCGAAGUGCUUUUCACACAUGAUUUUUAUCUGUAUCCUGUCCUUUAUGACUUAGAAAAGAAAACGUUUUGAAAAUAUUUUUGAAUGGAAAUAUCCCUAGCUUCUUUUGUUGUAUUAGGUCCUCCUGUUAAAGUUCAUAGCUUUUGUAACUUUAUUAUUGUUCAAUUUCAUCAUGUUCUGUGCUUUUUGUAUUUUGCAAAAUCAAGCUGAAGAUACCCAGAAGAAAAAUGAUUUCACAACGUAUGUUACAAUAUAACUGGUCUAGUGUGAUAAUGUAUGAGGUUUAUGCUGUGCACAAUAC
Caretta caretta (loggerhead turtle) is the source of this 3950-nucleotide messenger RNA. It is a transcript of the gene CDHR3, whose product is annotated as cadherin related family member 3. Gene Ontology annotation, molecular function: calcium ion binding. Gene Ontology annotation, cellular component: cell-cell junction; plasma membrane. Gene Ontology annotation, biological process: homophilic cell-cell adhesion. The record is from RefSeq and is a predicted model, not a curated record. NCBI's taxonomy places the organism in Eukaryota, Metazoa, Chordata, Testudines, Cheloniidae.